AUGGCCAGCCACAACGAUAACAACAAUUUAUCAUCGGUCCAAGCUUCACUCUAUGAACUGAGUCAGCAAGUCUUGACGGUGCAGCAAAAUAUCCGAGUCCUCGGUCAAGAUCUUCAAGAGUCGAGGAACAGCGGACAGCAGGAGAUUGCGACUCCUGACCUGGACUCUAGCCCCCCAGCUGCCGCCGCCCAUGACAACAUGGAGGUAGUCGAGCUGGAGAGCACACAGGAAGAACCGGUCGAGCGGGAGAGCAGGAUGCAGACAGAAGAACCGGUCGAGGUGGUGGUGGAUAACGCCACCCAGCUUUCCAGAGUGAUGAUGGACGCAAUUAGCGGACUGUACGAUUGCGUCAGCAGUAUCGACAUCCCCCCCGAGUUUGUCUUCAGCGCGCUCGUGGGCCUUUACCACACCCCCAGGGACAGGCGCAUGUUGAGAAGAUGGGAGGACUUUCAACGACACGGGGUGCUCGAAUUCAGCUAUUGCUUGCAUGGUAUCCUCUACUGGGGACACGAUGAUGAUCAUUCACACCGAAAUUUGCGUGUAGCCGACGGAACAUGUUAUUGUAGGCCGAAUUUGGGAUUGGAACGAGUGAAUAAUGCCCCGAUUAACCGGUCCACGAGGUGCAUCCGGGUGAAGAGAGAUGGGCGGAAAGAUGCAGAUGGGAAUAUAGAUGGGAAGUUGUGCUUUUCUUGGGGGAAGAGGGUGGGACCUUGCCAGGAUUUGACCAAGUGGGAGUAA
This is a messenger RNA of Neurospora tetraspora, 738 nucleotides long. RefSeq lists its product as uncharacterized. The record is from RefSeq and is a predicted model, not a curated record. Lineage: Eukaryota; Fungi; Ascomycota; Sordariomycetes; Sordariales; Sordariaceae. Bases 1 to 738 code for a protein of 245 amino acids. The transcript has a single exon.